CUUCGUAAAGGUCUUUAUUCUCCCAGUCUCAAUCAAAAUCAAAACUUCAACAUCUUCACAGACUGUUAAUCACAUGCUCUCUCCAUCUCUCUCUCCUCAACAUCAACUCUCCACACCCUAUUUUCUCCAUAAUUUCACUCUCCUAUUUUAUCUCUGCUCACUCGUGUGAAUCACCUCUCAUUCUGCCUGCCUCAGCUGUCUUUAUUCUCAAUUGGACAAUGUCGCAAAGCUAUGCGGUCGAGCUCUACUUCGAUCCCGCGCUGGAGAAUCAGGUCCUGAAGGCGUGGAACGUGCUGGCUCGGCGCCAAAUCAGCACGCAGCUGAUUGAGAUCGAGUCGAGGCCGCACCUCACCUUGUUCUGGAGUGACUUUGUUGAUGUUGCCAAGUUAGAGAAUGUGCUGAGAUUGAUCGGUUCGAAGCAGGAGCCUCUGCCUCUGUCGUUCUCUUCGAUUGGGAGCCUCCCAAGCGACAACAACGUCCUGUUUCUUGGCCCCACCCCGUCUGCUUCGCUCCUCCAGUUCCACUCGCAGCUUUGUGACGCCAUGAAGAAAGAGGGAGUGGAAAUCGGGGAGGCGUAUCGUCCGGACAAGUGGAUUCCUCACUGCCUGGUGGCUCAGGAGGUGCCAAAGGCCCGUAUGGCCGAGGCGUUCACUCUCUUGAGGGAUUUGAAGCUGCCGGUUAGUGGAUAUGCGAUGGAGAUCUCGUUGGUCGAGUACCAGCCAGUUCGGGAGCUCUUCUCGUUGACUCUGGGUACACAUUAUCUUAGUGAGGCUUAAUGUGGUGAAUUUUUCUGUGCUUCUAGAAACUUGUCGUAGAUUGAUUGUGACAAUGGUACAUAUAGCGUCUGAUUAGGAUUGAUUGCAGUUGGCGGCCAUAUGAAUCUCAUGAAUUUUAUGUCAGCUCGUACGUGUAGGACUCGUUUAUAAAUCUUAGUUAAACUCGUUUGAGAGAAUGCAUUUGCCAUGUUUAUCGA
Messenger RNA from Salvia hispanica, 973 nucleotides. RefSeq lists its product as uncharacterized. NCBI's taxonomy places the organism in Eukaryota, Viridiplantae, Streptophyta, Magnoliopsida, Lamiales, Lamiaceae. The record is from RefSeq and is a predicted model, not a curated record.